Antrostomus carolinensis (chuck-will's-widow) is the source of this 867-nucleotide messenger RNA. It is a transcript of the gene GLYATL3, whose product is annotated as glycine-N-acyltransferase like 3. The coding region runs from base 1 to 867 and encodes 288 amino acids. Gene Ontology annotation, cellular component: mitochondrion. Gene Ontology annotation, molecular function: glycine N-acyltransferase activity. The transcript is spliced from 5 exons. The record is from RefSeq and is a predicted model, not a curated record. Lineage: Eukaryota; Metazoa; Chordata; Aves; Caprimulgiformes; Caprimulgidae.
AUGCUGGUGCUCGACUGCUCCACGAAGCUGCAGAUGCUGGAGAAAAUGCUAAGGUGGAGUUUCCCCGAGUCCCUCAAGGUUUAUGGAGCUGUGAUGAACAUCAACCGAGGGAACCCCUUCAGAAAGGAGGUGGUGGUGGACUCGUGGCCAGACUUCAAGGCUGUUAUCACCCGGCCUCAGAGACAGAAUGAGAUGGAUGACCUUGAUCACUAUAUUAAUGCUCAUGCAGUUUUCUACAAGGAGUUACAAGCUUACCAGGAGCUGCUGGAAAACACAAAUGCCAUCAACUGGGGACAGAUUUUUCAGAUACAAGGGCUCCAGGAUGGAAUAUGUGAAAUAUCCAGAACAGUGGCUUUAUCUAAGCAGGUGGAUGUGAAAACAUCCUCUUUCCAGAUGGUUAUCCAUUCAGACCCAGACCUGCUGCCGGAUGUCAGGCUUAAGAUGGACCCUAAAUUAACACUGACUUGCCUGGACAUCUCCCAUGCCAGCCUGCUCAGCAAAACCUGGUCACGGGGGGGCAACCCAAGGAGCCAGAAGUACCUUGCUAAUCUAAUUUGCUGCUUCCCCAGUGUCUGUGUCUUGGAUGACAAUGGGUAUCCCCUUUCUUGGAGCUUAACAGACCAGUUUGCCACCAUGAUUCAUAGUUAUACUCUUCCAGAGCAUCGGAGGAAGGGUUAUAGCAGGCUUGUGGCUACCACUUUAGCUAAGAAAUUACAUAGCUGUGGCUUUCCAGCACAGGGUAAUGUCCUGAAGACAAACAUACCAUCAGUAACCUUGCUGAAAAACAUGAAUGCCCAGUUUCUUCCAUGCUCAUUUUUCAGAGUGAUUCACACACCUUUUCAUUUUUUAGCCAAAUCUCACUUAUAG